UUUUUGACUACUUACGAGCGAGUGUUUACAAAUUAUAUCCGUGAAAAGAACAGUUCUGAGCUUGAAAUCGAGGCGCAGUUUUGGCUACCCGAAGCGCAUAACCUCAAAUAUUUUCCCACUACUUAUGGUGGAAAAUUACAAGGAGUAUAUAUAAUAUAAUCAAGAAAAUGAUGGAGAGCUGCAAUGACGUAGUUAGAAUAAAGGAAGAGUUGAGCGAUACUUUGACGAACGCAGGUGAAGAUUAUGUUUUCAAUUUGGUAAAUUCUUAUAAAGCCGAAAACUUGGAAACGAUCCCGUGUUAUACAGUAAAACAUGCGAAUGAAACUACAGCGCUACACGAGAGGUUAGAUAAAAAAAUAUUCAUCGAUUUUGAGUGCCAACAUAUUAAACCUGAACUGAAGGCUCAAUCAACAAUCAACAGCAAAUUUGAGUAUAAAAAUAUUCAACCUGUUGUGAAAAAGGAAAACCAAAAUUCGAUCAAAUACACGAAUGAUAAAAGCCUAAUAAUUUUGAUUAAAAAGGGAUUUAAUUAUAAUGAAAAUUGCCAAUCGAUUUCUAACUCCUGUAUAGCAUCGACCGGACAUGAGAAACUACCGAAUUUUGAAAAAAGUCGUAAUAAACCCUUUGAUUGCGACAUUUACCACAAAUCAUUUGGGCAAACAGUUACCCUCAAAAAUCACACAAAUGCAGUACAUAAUCGAAACAAACCAUUCGAAUGUGAGAUUUGUCACAAAUCAUUUGGAAUACAAUCGAAUCUCAAAGUACACGUAAAUUCAGUGCAUAAAAAAAGUAAACCCUUCGAAUGCGAUAUUUGUCAUAGAUCAUUUCGACAAAAAAGUAACCUCAAAGAUCACAAACAGGCAGUACACGAUCGCAUCAAACCCUUCGAAUGUGAUAUUUGUCAAAAAACAUUUACAAGAAAACAAAAUCUUAAAAGCCACAGAAUAACAGUACAUGAUCGUAAGAAACCUUUCGAAUGUGAUAUCUGUCACAAAUCAUAUGGACUAAAAUCGAAUCUCAAAUUACACGUAAAAACAGUGCAUAAUAGGAGCAAACCUUUUGAAUGCGAUAUUUGUCAAAAAUCAUUUUCACUCAAAAGUGUCCUCAAAAGACAUAUAAAUGACGUACAUGAUCGUAGCAAACCCUUUGAGUGUGAGAGUUGCCGCAAAUCAUUUGGAUACCAGCAAACCUUGAAAAAUCACAUUAUUCAAUUUCAUGAUCUAGACAAACUCCUGGAAUGUCAGAUUUGUCACAAAUCAUUUGGACUAAAAUCGAAACUCAAACUACACGUGAAUUCAGCGCAUAAAAAAAGUAAACCAUUCGAAUGUGAUAUUUGUCAUAGAUUAUUUGGACAAAAAAGUAACCUUAAAAGUCAUAUAAUUACAAAAAAUCAAAUCUUAAAAGGCACAGAAUAA
Trichogramma pretiosum is the source of this 1415-nucleotide messenger RNA. RefSeq names its product zinc finger protein OZF-like. Lineage: Eukaryota; Metazoa; Arthropoda; Insecta; Hymenoptera; Trichogrammatidae. Gene Ontology annotation, molecular function: RNA polymerase II cis-regulatory region sequence-specific DNA binding; DNA-binding transcription factor activity; zinc ion binding. The record is from RefSeq and is a predicted model, not a curated record. The transcript has 4 exons. Gene Ontology annotation, biological process: regulation of transcription by RNA polymerase II. The coding region runs from base 168 to 1415 and encodes 415 amino acids.